UAAGAGUCAAGUGACAAAACUCAUGAUAAAACAUUUUAAAGUGGAAGUUGAAAAUUGCACACUGAUGUGGGACACAAAAGAAGAGGAAGAAAUUUGAAAUGCAAGCACACUUGUGCUUUUAAAACGGUAAAUCUAGUUUCAGUUCCACAAUGGGAAUGAUUAGGUGCGUAUCUAAUUCAGAGCUGAGAGAUUUCAGCAGCAGGGGGCACUCGUGGCUUUGUCUGUCCAGAACAUAACUCGUGACCCAUAUUUAGUGCACGUGACUAAUAUUUACGGAAGUAGGCUGACUUGUCAGCUGCCGUGUUGUGAACGGAAACUAACCUUUGUGGUUGUCACGUGCCGCUAUUAAUAUAACAGUAGCUUUGUAUCGUAUUGUAAUUUAACUGCAACAGUAUCGCUUACCGCUGGGACCAUGUCUUAUUUAUUCCUGCCUGUGUUGACGGUUAGCUUAUAAGCUGUAGACAAAUCAGUUGAAUGAUGCCCUGAUGUUAGCUAGCGUUGCUACCAUUAACAUCACAGAGCAACUAACUUCUUUGACUUUCAGCUCCACUCAUACAGGCGUAGUUCACUUGUUGUCCGUCUAAGCGUGUGUGCACUGGGUCAUGUGAAGUGCUUCUAGUCAGUUGGAAAAUAUCCGCGUGUGUUUCGCUGCUGUUUCUGGACAACGUUGACGAAAGCUAACCGCUAGCUCGCUAGCCAGAGGUAAACAUGGGAGCAGAACAGAGCGGAGAAGCGGAGCACAAACACUCCGAUUACAGCUCCUCAGUGGUGCCAUCUCCAGCAAAACAGAAGGCCAAGAUGGAUGAUAUUGUGGUUGUGACUCAGGGCACUCAGUCCCUUAGGAACAUCCACAAUGACCCAGAUGUCAUCAAGCUUCAGGAAAUACCCACCUUCCAGCCCCUUUUGAAAGGAGUGCUGAGUGGCCAGACAUCACCCAGCACUGUGUGUCUGGAAAGACUGGAUGCCACCCAAGUUCUACAGCUCUGCAUCCGCUACCAGGACCAUCUACAUCAGUGUGCAGAAGCCGUGGCCUUUGACCAGAACGCCCUGGUCAAGAGGAUCAAAGAGAUGGACUUGUCUGUAGAAACGCUGUUCAGCAUAAUGCAGGAGCGCCAGAAGCGCUUUGCCAAGUAUGCCGAACAGAUCCAGAAGGUCAACGAGAUGUCCAUGAUCCUGAGACGUAUCCAGAUGGGAAUCGACCAGACGGUGCCUCUGAUGGAGCGCCUUAACAACAUGUUGCCUGAGAGCGAACGCCUGGAGCCCUUCAGCAUGAGGCCUGAUGGAGAUUCUUCUACUAAGUAGCCUCCAGGAAACCGACACGGCAGCAUCCCACCCAAGUCUCCACACAGUCCUCUGUCUGGUAGGAAGUACAGGUCUGAGAAUGCUCAGCUGUCAAGCUCAUUAUCUCUUUUUUUUUUUAGUUGUUUCACUUAAUGCUCAACACACAUGCUCUCAAGAAGCAGCACCGCACUUAACAAUUCAAAAAUGCAAUCAAACAUUUACACAUGAAUUGAAACCACAUCCUUCUGCGACCAGCCGCAGACCAGCUCUUCUGGACCAGAUGUUAAAUAUUGAAGUGCUACAUCCAGUCACAGGCCUCCUUUGUUAAUAUAAAACAAACACGUGUGGGGAUGGGAUUUACUCCAUAUGGCCUAAAAACAUGUCUUGCAUAUGUGCUUUUGCAGCUUAGUAUGGUUCUUGGCAACAUGGAAGUAUCUCAGAAUGUUUCAGGAGACUCUGAAGAUCCACUGAAAAUUUUCAAUUUUGAUCAGUGAUGGUGGAUGAAAAUGUAUGUACUUCGCAUAGUGACUGCUUUUAAGUGUUGGAACUCCAUCGGCAUAUGAGUUUCGGGACAUGAUGAGAACAAAAGUUCGAAACAAAGGAUUGCUGCCCUUGGAUUGCUCAAAGACUAUGGAUGUGCUGUACUUUGGAAUUAAAAUGAGAGCGCUCGCCUUUUUUUUGUGGGGAAACUUUAAUUUAUUUGUACAUUUUUGCUUGAGUAAUUGUGUUAAGUCUGUGGCAUGCAAAACAGUAAAGUGAGUAAAUAAUAAAUAAAUGAAUAGACGUUGAAGUCUCAGCUGAGUAGACACAGGCACAGGUGUGAACCCACCACAGUUAAGACAAGAGUGAGGACACAUUUCAACUCAAACUACAUUUAGAGGAGGCUUUGAACCCACUACAGUUUCACACUGAACCAAAAUUGAUUAUUUUAUCUUGCUUGUUUUCCACACACACACACACACACACACACACACAUUAGCAAAGGACUGAUCUGUAUAGUCAGACUGGUUAAAAACAACAUAAUUUAGAAUAUGUAAGCUGAAAUGACUUGUCUAUGUAUUUGCGUGCAGAGCAGGGAAGUGAUAUCCGAUCAUUAGUGGUCACAGAACAUGCAUCCUGUACACAUUUUGUUAUUAAUAUCAGUUUUGAACAGGGACUUUGUUUGGUUUUCACAACAAUAGCAUGCAUACCGAAGAUUCACAGUCGAUGUAGCUUGACACUGUCAAUAUUUUGGUUCUCUGUUGAAAGUGUUCACUCUUCUACUUCUUGUGUUUAUUGUUUGUUUAUAUAUAAGUUGUGCUCUUUAAGCAUCAGUGGCAGCUCUAGUAAUUAAAAACAAACUCUUGCUUACACUUGGUGGUCAGGACACAUAGUUCUGUUUUUAUGUUCCAUGUUCUUGAAAAAUUGGUCUUUUAACACCAACAAUUCCAGUGGAUGCCAGAGUUCAGUGAGACAAAGGAUACUUUAUUGGUACUAUAAUAUUAAACAAUAUUUUAAUUUGAAAUUUAUGUUGAAAUGUGGUUUUCUUAUAUUUAAGGACUAUGGAAACACAUUCUCAUUCAUUAGAACAAAAUAAUAAUAGACCCAGUUCCAGUGUAACUGCAAAAAAAUGACUUGAUAUAGAUAAAGUAAAUGUAUAGUUUCAUAAUUUAUUUAUUUAGUGAAAAGCUGUUAAAAAUGCACAAUAAUAGACUGAGCAGCUAAAUGGUCACAUCUAGUGAGUAACAUUUAAGAGGGUGUUCUGACAGAAAUGUAAUACAGUACCCACAAGGAGGUUUGUAUAUGAGUAAAAAUCAUUUAAUUUUCAUCACCUUAGAAAAAGUUUUGGUAGCUGUAACCAUGUUUCCUUAGCUUCCAAUCAGACAAAUCAGCCAGAGCAUGCAUUUUGUGUUUUGAAAAGGAAGCUUACAACGUAAAUGUAGAAUGACAUUCUCUCUGGUAUCUGAAGUCCACUGUAGUUCCCUGACAUUAUUGGGAAAGGGAGAAGUCCUCAAAUCUGUAGUCUCACCAGUAGAUGUAACAAAUUCUUACACAGUGGACUUUUAAAUAGAGGGGAAAAAAGCACUUUCAAAAUACAAAAGUGAAAAAGGAAAAUACUCCAUCCUCAGCCAGCCUUUAAAGCAAAGUGCUAUGCCUACUUUAAGAGUCAAUUUUGUUUUUUGAAAGAUUUCCACUUCCAACUAACCCCCAAAAGACCAUGUCAGAAAUUAAGGUAUUUUUUGCCAAGGAGGAGCUUGUUCUCCUUAAGGAAAGUGUUUUUUUUUUGCUGUGGAUGGAGUUGCACAAGCCAGUGCCGUCUGGUUGUAUGCUUUGUUAUAGUUUCCACUUGUGUAUAAACACACUGAACUCAAUUACACCGACAGAAGGAUCAUCCUCUCCUCUCACUUUCUUUGAAGUACAGAAUUAGCCUGCUACGUUGACAUAAGGGACAUUAGGCAGAGACGAGUUUCUUUUGAAUUUUAAGCAGAACUCUUUUGAUAUGUUAUUGCCUUUUAAAAUGUGUGAGAAAUGUCUUAAAUUGCCUCAAGGUUAUUGUUUGAUCAUUGCAGCAGAAAUGGAAAUUGUCAUUGCAUUGUGUGUGGUGAGGACGUGUGAGGACGUGUAAGACUUCCUUGGACUGUUUGUAAUAAAGAAAAGCUCCUAAUGUUUAGACCUGGAUAUUAACGCCAUGAGAUGAUACAAUGGGACCUGCCACUGGGUAAUUUAUUCUCUAAAAUGAAAAAAGAAAUCCAAUUACUCCUGUAUACUUCUUCUCACUUGAAUAUAAAUCAUGGCUGUGUUGCACCA
Messenger RNA from Solea senegalensis (Senegalese sole), 4068 nucleotides. It is a transcript of the gene borcs5, whose product is annotated as BLOC-1 related complex subunit 5. Bases 709 to 1302 code for a protein of 197 amino acids. Gene Ontology annotation, biological process: lysosome localization; organelle transport along microtubule; positive regulation of anterograde synaptic vesicle transport. The record is from RefSeq and is a predicted model, not a curated record. Gene Ontology annotation, cellular component: synaptic vesicle membrane; cytoplasmic side of lysosomal membrane; BORC complex. NCBI's taxonomy places the organism in Eukaryota, Metazoa, Chordata, Actinopteri, Pleuronectiformes, Soleidae. The transcript has 4 exons.